UUGCUUCCUUAUUCAGGAGAAUUUUUCAUACGCGAUAUCAACUACCAGACACCACAAAUACAACUCUACGAUCCAUAUUAUUGCCUCCCAAGACGGCUAUUGGACAUCAAUCUUUCAGGUUAUUAUCAGAACUACACCUUCCUUAGCUGCCCAUCUGAGCUCACGAGGUCUCGAUUCACUUCCAUCGAUUGCCUCAGUAAUUCCACAAACACUACUUUAGCUACAUCUUCAAUGACUCUUGUAACAUCUAUGACCAUGUGCAAGAUAAUGGCUGCUUUGCUAUUAUCAUGUGCAACAUGGAGAUCUGGUAGGACUAACAGCCUCAGAGUUUUCAGCAUCAUUGCCUUGGUCAUUGUCCUUCCAUCCAUCACAUGUGCAUUUGGUAUUGCAUUUUUCAUGUGUUGCAUGGACGACGGAAAUCUACGCAGUCCUGCUACCAAUACCACACUCACCGUAGCUGCAGUAACACCGCAAUCAACCAACUUAUCGACAGGCUUAGAUGAAUCAACCAUUGAGUCCUACACCAAAGUAGUCCUCGGUGAGAGCAGACGCCUUCCAUGGCCAAAUGAUAACACUUGCCCAAUAUGCUUGUCAGAUUACAGCCCCAAAGAGACAGUCAGGUGUAUACCUGAGUGCAUGUACUUUAACUAUAAACAACGAAUAGCAAGUAAAGAUCAUGUUGUGCCAUUGCUAAUUAUACAUAUAUUCAUUAUGUCAGAAUUUCAAGGCAUAAUGAGGAUAAUCUCAUUAAACUGUUUCACAAAGUUGCAGCUUUACAACAGGAGUAUCAACUAA
Molecule: messenger RNA, 795 nt
Organism: Cornus florida
Lineage: Eukaryota; Viridiplantae; Streptophyta; Magnoliopsida; Cornales; Cornaceae
Product: putative RING-H2 finger protein ATL21A
Exons: 3
Source: RefSeq, a predicted model, not a curated record